AUGGGUUGCACUACUGGAGUUAGUUCUGUGGACUUUGAAAGACUUAGCAGUUUCGUGUGCACUCAGAUACAGCACUCACGCCUGGAAAAGCAGUGCAAGUCAAAGUCUACAAUGUUAUGUCCCAACUGCAAAUGGGGAGAUUUUCCAUCCAUUGAGGCACUUAUUCUGCAUCUCAACUCCCAGUCUACUUGUUGGCCACCCGAAGCACGACCGCAAGAAUUACCUGUCCCUCCUGUAUUCCAUCAAGGUCCUAUUUCAAGUACUACCGGUAUUUGUCAUCCAUGUCCUGGAUAUGUCUUCGGUGUUGGUAAAAAUAUGCUCGAUACGUUGGAAGACGAUGAAUAUGCAUACCGGCAAAAGAUCAACUGCUACUACCCUUUCCAUGAUGAAGCUGAGUGGGAACUAGGGAAGUUCUUGGUUGAAAACCUCACUCAAACACAAAUCACCAAGUUUUUGAAGCUGAAAUGGGUAAAAAGGAUUGUCCAAGCUUUUAACAGUCAUGCAAGACCGUCUUUCACCACAAAAGAUAAACUCUUAGACUGGAUGGACUCGCUCCCUUGUUUUACAGAGUGGAAAGUCUCUAAAAUAGAGUUUUCAGGCUACAAGACAAUCCAUCCCAUCAAACUCAUUUGGUGUGAUGCACUGGACAUAGUCAAACAACUCUUUAGCAACCCAAUCUUUGAAAGCCAUAUGACCUUUGACCCGCACCGUGUCAAUGUCAGAGAUCAGUGUGAAUACGGAGAUUACAUGAGUGUCAAUAUGACAUGGAAAAUCCAGGCACGGCUAUGGCAUAAAUGCAUGGACCUCAUUUUUGCCAACCUCAAGGCCAUGGCAGCAGAGGGAUGUUUCAUGGCUGACCCUUUCAGAUAUAUUUGUCAUGUUUUCACACUGCUCGUCGCUCAUGUAUCCAACCUACCAGAGGCCACCAUGAUCACUGCAGUUGCUAAAAACACAUCCCCUCUGACUAUGGCGAUGCAAGGGGAUUUUGGUGAUGGGAUGCUCCACCCCCCUCAUACCGGAAAGUAUACAUUGCAACUCCUCGUCGAUAUUGCCAAAACAGUUAAUCCUUGGGACCUCGACAAGUUCCAGAAAGCGGCCAAAGCUCUCAAUCUGUCUGGCGAAGUUCUCCAUACCUGCUUCAAAUUUUUUGCCGAUCAUCCGCUCAAAUGGGUGAAGGAGACUGUAGGAGCUUACGAGCUUGAUACCCGGUUCAUUGUUCAGCAUAAGCGGGUUGGCACACACCACUUCACAAAAAGCAUCACGCACGUCAAGCAAAUGACAGGCCGUGAAUACAGAGAUAUACAAUGCACUAUCAUUGCAUCAAUCGCAGGUGCCAUUCCACCUAGAUUCAUUCACGCAGUCCGCGGCCUUGUGGACUUUACGUACCUCGCACAGAAUCCAGUUCAUUCGCCCCAAUCACUCCAAGCAAUGAUGCAGGCACUUUCGGAUUUUCACUCUUUCAAGGACACUAUUGUCGCCGCCGAAGCAAGGAAGGGGAAGAAGGGCAUCAAAGAAGAUUUCUUCAUCCCCAAACUCGAACUAAUGCGAAGCUUCGAGGAGCAGUGUGUUCGCAUCCUUAAUCAUCAAGAGUCGAUGGAAAUAUUUGACUUGUAUGCAUUGUUGACUUCUCGGGGGGCACCACUGGUCAAUGCCAUACACACUGAAGAUGAGGAGGUCACAACUACUAAUCCUGCACUUUCCUGGGUUUCCUGCAUUCUCCCUGACAAGGUCAAGUCGGUUCAUGGUCCCCGACCAGUCCAUAAUCACUUUCUAAAGGGCAUUCUUUCUGGAGACGCGCUCACCGCUUUUCAAUUGAAUGUUAUGCCAGAUUACAAGUCACUGUCACUGGCUGAAAUAUGCACAAAAUAUGCUCUCCCUGACUUUGAUCAUGCGCUCACCGACUUCAUUCGUUGUUCAUCCCUGACCAGCAGUGAGCACACCCGCUGGGACCCCAAAUAUGGGCGCUUCCAGGUGUGGAACAAGUUUCGGCUGCAGCUUCACUUGGCCUUCCAGCCACGGGUCAUCAUGCCAAGCAGAGUAGUGCAAGUGUACCCGCCGAGUAACAAUUUCCCCUUGGGCAAUUGCGACACUAUUCUCAUUGACGGCCCGGGCAUUGACAGCAACACAAAACGUCCUGAACUCAUGAUGUGGACUGUGGAGUGUGCAUACACACAUGAUGAAAAUGGUAACUGCCAUAGACAGGGAGCUGUCAUGCGAGUAAUGCAUGCAACGCAUGUGGUUGAAUUGAUACCAGAUUAUGACGAGGCAGUGGACAAGAGCAUGUCCUCCGCAACAUGUUUGGAAAGUUACAAGUGUUUCUUUCUGAAUAACUUUGCGGACAAGGAGAGUUAUCAUGCAUUCAGUACCAGCCCAUAA
This is a messenger RNA of Suillus paluster, 2376 nucleotides long. RefSeq lists its product as uncharacterized. The transcript has 7 exons. NCBI's taxonomy places the organism in Eukaryota, Fungi, Basidiomycota, Agaricomycetes, Boletales, Suillaceae. The coding region runs from base 1 to 2376 and encodes 791 amino acids. The record is from RefSeq and is a predicted model, not a curated record.